CCGGGGCUUCAUAAAACGGUAUUGCUCCUGCAACAGGAAAGGAAAGAGGUUUAACUAGGGUUUUAGGCGGUAGAAUUAUAAGGACGGACGUUCAUUUGUACUAUCUAAAUCAAGUAUGGCAUUUGCGGGCUUUCGUCGCAUUUUGAGCUCAGCUCAGCAAAAUUCUUCCGUUCUCCGGUCUCCACUCGGCUCCAUCCGUCUAAAUUCGACCCUUACUUCCCCCAAUCUCUUCGUCAGUGGCCUUUCAAGAAGUACCACUGACGACUCUCUCCAUGGUGCAUUUUCAAAAUUUGGCAGGCUCGUCUCUGCCCACGUUAUUAAGGAUAAAGAUUCUGGUAGAUCGAAGGGGUUUGGUUUUGUUACUUAUGAAACUUUAGAAGAAGCUCAGAAGGCACGUGAAGAAAUGAGUGGCAAGUUCUUAGAUGGUUGGGUAAUAUUUGUGGAUCCUGCCAAACCAAGAGCGCCAAGGGCACCGCCUUCCCCUCAGUCAAAUUCAGAGCAGCAGUCUGGAUAUGGUUAUACAGUAAAUAAAACAGUGGGUUGGUGCGGUUAACUUUGAAGGGUAUUUUGCUCAUCAAGAUAGGUUCCCAUCUACCAGGAUCUUAAUUUUUAGCGAUUGAUCGAAUUAUUAAGAUACUGAUAUUGAUGAUUCAUUCACCGAAGGACUUGUGAAAUUAUUUGAGCUAAAACUCAUGAUGCGAUAAAUUUAUUGACAAGUUGCAGACUUGUAUUGUAGUAGACAUUUAUAAGCAUGAAAUGCAUUUGAUAUUGAAUUUGCAUUAGCUACCAACAGAGACAUGCCGAUGAAUACAACAAACUU
Molecule: messenger RNA, 820 nt
Organism: Oldenlandia corymbosa var. corymbosa
Lineage: Eukaryota; Viridiplantae; Streptophyta; Magnoliopsida; Gentianales; Rubiaceae
Source: the annotation of a GenBank genome assembly